Verticillium alfalfae VaMs.102 is the source of this 2259-nucleotide messenger RNA. RefSeq lists its product as hypothetical. The transcript is spliced from 4 exons. The record is from RefSeq and is a predicted model, not a curated record. Gene Ontology annotation, cellular component: nucleus. Gene Ontology annotation, biological process: interstrand cross-link repair. Bases 1 to 2259 code for a protein of 752 amino acids. NCBI's taxonomy places the organism in Eukaryota, Fungi, Ascomycota, Sordariomycetes, Glomerellales, Plectosphaerellaceae. Gene Ontology annotation, molecular function: 5'-3' exonuclease activity; 5'-flap endonuclease activity; flap-structured DNA binding.
AUGGAUGACUUUGUUCAACGGCGACCUCGGGCCCUCGCCUCUAAACCUGAAUUGCUCCGGCCAAAGUCGCCCUCACCCGAGGAGCCUCCCAUGAAGAAGCCUAAGGUUGAGGAUGGCGCUCCAGAUCACACAGUUGCAACAGAUGCUGUCGGCUGGUUCAACCAGGACUCUGAUGAAAAACUCGCAGUUGCUUCACAUGAGGAAGAUGUAGAAUCGGAGAGUCGGGAGACUCGGCAUCACCAUCCCGCCAUUGAGGAUGCAUUACCACCAGUCGAGACAGACAAGGAAGCUAUCGAAAGAUAUGAGUUAUACAAGGCAUCUCAGUCCUCAGAUGUAGACGAAAAGCCUCACAAUGGAGGCUCCUUGACUACCAGAGUCAAUAUCUGUGAGCCACCUCCAUCGUCAUUCAAGGACGUCGAAACUAAUGCUCAAAUCAGCUACGUUCGUCUUUUCCUCCCUCUGAGGAACACAUUACAACGGUGGACGAAGCUGCGACCCUACUGGGACUCGAAGAGCUUCAAGGCUUUGUGCAAAGAAGCCAAGGUUCAGGGGAAGAACAAGGCAGGACUCGUCAAGGCACUCUGCCGCAUGAGCUAUCAACAGGCAGGGCUUAUGUCUGUCGGCCUGCAGAGGUCGGCGAGUGGGAGUCGCAGUAGCAAGGAGCCAUCGCCCGUCAAAGAUAUCUCGCCGGUAGCCUCUCGAUUACCACCGACCUUGACGAAACAAGACUCGAAUCGCGCUCAGCAUUUCUUGGACAAGAUCCUGGCGAUUACAGGCCCCUGUAUCCGACUGUCGCCCUUGACGUACAAGUUGUUCGAGAGGGUGCAUCUUGUCUUUUACCGGUCAACAGAAUGGACCGAAAAGUCAUUGACAACAAUCAUCCUUGCCAAGAUUGCCCGGCGCAACUUUCCAGAGUACAUUGUCUGUCGAACGUCAAAUAUCUUCAAGUCAAGGAGACAUCUCCUAGAGUUCGAGGCGGGUGUUCGUCUCGAAGCGGAGGUCGACCAAAUCCUAGAAUUUCAUGGCCCACCCGGAAAAGAAGGCUUCAGCAAGGUUAUGGAUAUCUUCGACAGGAUUUACCCUCGAUGGCAGGUGCUCAUUCAGGAAGAGCUUAUCAAAGAGGCCACAGUCUACGAUCCAGGUGAAGGAGCCUAUCUGAGGCGAUUCACGCCGGUGCAUUCGUAUACACGCAUCAUCCACAAGGCCACAUCGGUCCUCGGCCGCUUGAAGGAGCACAAGAAGGAGCAUGGCCUCCUGACCGAACUGCUCGACCAGAAUCUGUUCCACCCGGCGCGGCGCGGGAGCUGGUAUCAACGAAAAGCUCUACUGGAAGAACACUACAUGCAUGCACUCGACCCGGCUCCCGCGUCUGAAAAUCUAGAAAAGCAGAAGAGGCACUGGAAGAGAAUCGCCAUGUCGACAUGCGAAGCCGGACUCCAGGACAAUGACUGCCACGUCAUAUUUCACUACGACUUGCAGAAGCGCCUCGUUAAGAUCGAGAAGCAGCUUCGCAUCCCAUUUCGUGAGCAGCACGAUUUCGGUCACAUCCGGCUGAAGGCCCCAGAGGAGCACACAGUGGAGGGUGUGCAGCUGAAGGAGGUAGACCCCAUUGGCAAGAAUGGGCGUCAGGCCAGCACCAAGACGCAUUGGAUAGAUGAAGAGGAGGACGGGGGUGAAUGCAGUGUUGAGGAGAUGUGCCUGAGCUCCUACCGCAGCAAGGGUUGGAAGGGAUACCAUGCCGAAGGAGGCAUCAUCCGCACACUGUUCGCCUACCUCUUUUACGACGUUCUAUUCCUCUACGUUCCGAACGUAUUUCAGACGGCGUAUCAGACAUGCCCGCUCGACUUGCACACCGACUCUUUCUAUCCGACACGCGCUUCCGAGAUCAACACCGGCUGGUGGAGAUUGCCAACGGGGCCCAGAGCGCAUCAUCCGGCAGCUCGUCGACUGCUUCAACAGCAGCGCACUGUCCACGAUCUGCAAGGUGAUGGCGCAAGAGUUACGCCAGCGCGGAGGUGGCAUCCCGGACCUGAUCUCUGGCGGACCGAGCCCCAGAAGGAGUGCAUGUUCGCCGAGGUCAAGAGCGCGAAGGACCGUAUCAGCGAUACGCAGCGGUUGUGGAUUCUCGUGCUGACGGGCACCGGUGUCAGGGUCCGCGCUCUGCAAUGCUGUCGCGCGCGAGAUCAAGGUGGUCGACUGAGGCGUGAGGAUAACCUGGGCAUGGACCAGUCGGUUGCGUUGCAUGGCCAUCGCGUGUGA